Molecule: messenger RNA, 8019 nt
Organism: Plasmodium gaboni
Lineage: Eukaryota; Apicomplexa; Aconoidasida; Haemosporida; Plasmodiidae
Exons: 4
Coding region: 1-8019 (2672 amino acids)
Source: RefSeq, a predicted model, not a curated record
AUGAAUCAUAAUAAAAUUAAUUCUCAUAUAUCUGUAAAAGAUGAUGGGAUGAAAAACCCUGAAACCCAUAAUAAAUAUGGGAUAUAUAAAUGUAACAAUGAACAAACUUAUAAAACAUAUGAUGAUAAAGAUACUCCUAAUUAUAUAAAUAAUUUUUAUGAUUGUUUAGAUACUUUCUGUGAUAAUGUAGGAGGUAAAAAUGAGUUUGAAAAAAACAAAGUCAUAAUGAAAAGUGGUAUUACAAAUGUACAUAAAAAUUAUGAUAACACAUUUAAUAAAAAUAGGAAUAGUGUAAUAUCCACAAAUAAUAGAAACAGUGCAUAUAGAAAUGAAACAAUCAAUAAACAUUAUAUAUCAAACAGUGUUCCUAAAUAUUUUAAUAAUAACUUAUUAAUUGAUGAAAGUAUAUUUAAAACUCAAGAUAAAGAUAACAAUGAACAUAUUAGAAAUAUUCGGAAUACAUCUUAUAGUGAAAUAAAAUAUCCAAAUUAUAAUUACUCAAGAAGAGAUACAGAACCAAAAUAUCGUAUGUCCAAUGAAAGGAUAUAUUCAUAUAAUAACGAUAAUUACAUUAAUCCUCAUUUAAAAGAUAUUUAUUGUAAUAUAAGUAAUUCUCCCCGUAAUAAUAGAGAUAUGCAUUUACAAAUAAGAGAUGAAAAUUGUAGAUAUGUUGAAAAGUUUUAUACAAAUACAAGUUAUCAAAUAAAAAAUGGCAAAGAAAAGGAUGCAUAUAAUAAUAAUUACAAUAAUAAUAAUAACAACAACAACAACAAUAACAAUAAUAAUAAUGUUGGUUAUUAUAAUUAUCAUGUUUAUAACAAGGGUCUUAAUUUUUAUGAAGAAUCCAUAAAUAAUAAUAACCAGUUAAAACAGUAUAGUAAUAUACAUUCCUUAAAAAGUAUAGAUGGUGAUCAUUAUUCCCAUCUGAAGUGCACUUCAAAAAGUUUUAAUGAUAAUAGAAAUAUGAACAAUUAUCAAGAUCAAAAUAAACAUCAUAAUAAUUCUUAUGAUGCUACAAGAAAGGAAGGUAGUGAAAAGCAGUAUCAUCUGUAUCAAAAGGAAAAUAUAAUUCCUUUUAUAGAAAAUAAACAUAUUAUAAAUGAUCCAAUUAUUAAAAUACAUGAAAAAGAUAUAACAAAUUAUCAAAAUAUAGAAUAUCUUGAAAAUAAUGAACAUAUUAGAAGUAUAUAUAAAGGGAGAAGUAUUCCUGGUGAAAAUAUGAUGUUCGAAUUUGAUAAGAUAAUAGAAAAAAAGAUUAACAUUUCAUAUACUCAUCAUGAAUAUAUUGUAACAAAUAAAAAUAAACCUAUUGAAUACAACAAAGAUGAUUUCUAUUUUUGUAAAGAUAAAGAAAAUAGUGAAAAUAUAAUGAAAUGUGAUAUAAAAAUAAUGAAGGAACGCGAUGUUACACAUAAUAUAAAUGAUACUUCAAUAAAUCCUGAACAAAAAAAAACAUUCAUUAGACUUCAGAAUGAUAAUAAUUUAUAUAAUGAAUAUGAUAAUUAUGAUAAUGAUAUAAACAUGUUCAUAAAUAAAAUUUAUAAAAAUAAUAUGUACCAUAAUGAAAGGAGGCAUAGAUUUAGUGAAUAUCAAAUUUAUAAGAAUUCGAACGUAAUGUAUUUAAAUAAAAGUGAUAAUAAACAAAAGCUAAUGGAAAAUAUAAAUUGUAAUUAUGAAAAUUUUAAUUCAAAAAAUAAUGCAAGUUUAUUACCUGUUCAGGAAAAUAGAAAAUAUGAUAAUGGAUUUUAUAUGAACAGUCAGAAAUAUAUGAAAAAUAUUAUAAAAGAACCUGCACAGUCAGAAGGUUCAUUUUGUUCUUACCAGAAAGAUUAUCAAAAUAAUAAUAAUGGAAAUAAAGCUAGUACAAUUAAAGAAUUAUAUAUUAACAUGAAACAAAUAUGUAAAGAUGAUUAUGAUGUAAAUGAAAAAAAAAAAAAAAAUCAAGAAAGGAAAGAAUGUAAUGUUAAUUAUUUUCCAUAUAAAACAAGUGCAUAUGAAGAUAAAACAAAUAAUACCACAAUGAAUAUGUUAAAAAAAGUAAGAACAUAUAGUCAUACAUCUUCAAAUCAUUUUUUAAAUAAUUCUUAUGUAAAUAAGAAUAUACAAACUACUUUUCAAGAUUAUAAACAAAAUGUUGAUCAUAAUUCAUGUGGAUAUAUUGUGCAAAAUGUGGAAGACGAUUAUAUGAGCAAGUUAAAUAAUUUGUCACCAAGGAAAGAAAAAAUGAAUAUGGAACAUUUAAAAAAAAAAAAGGAGCAACAUAAUAGUAUGCUUUCUUCAGAAAAAAAUUGUUGUUUUAUAGAUAAUAAUAAUGAAACAAAUUAUAAUAGAGUAUCGCUUUUAAAAAAUAUUGAUAAAGAAAAAGAAAUAGAUAAUAUUUCGAAGAAUUUAAUACAAGACAGAAAUAAUAAUUCUUCUUUGGAAUAUCAUAAUUUGAAACAAAAUGGAAACGAUAGGAUUCCAAAAGGGAAAGAUAAUAUAUGUGAUAUUUCAGAUAUUUAUAAUAAAAAUAUAUAUAUAAAUGAAAAUGAAUUUGACGAAUUUGUAGAAAUUUAUGAUAAUAUUAAUAAAGACAUCCAUAAAUCGAAGGAGAAUAAAAAUUUUGAUAUGUAUGAUACAAAUAAUAAGCAUAUAAAAAAUGAAGAAGAUGAAUUUUUAGAAAUUUAUCAUAAUACAAAAGGUAUGGAAAAUAUGGAGAUGGAUGAAUUUUUAGAAAUCACAAAUAAGAGUAAGAAAACAAAAGAAAGUAAUUCUCACGUUGAUGAGUUUGUAGAAAUCAUAAAUAAGAAUAAGAAAACAAAAGAAAGUAAUUCUCACGUUGAUGAAUUUGUAGAAAUCAUAAAUAAGAAUAAGAACAUAAAUGAAAAUAAUUCUCACGUUGAUGAAUUUGUAGAAAUCAUAAAUAAGAAUAAGAACAUAAAUGAAAAUAAUUCUCACGUUGAUGAAUUUGUAGAAAUCACAAAUAAGAAUAAGAAUAUAAAUCAAAAUGAUGCUCAUGUUGAUGAAUUUUUUGAAAUUAUUGAAAGUACACAAAAGAUGAAAAAUAAUGAAAUCGAAUUAGAUGAAUUUUUUGAAAUUAUUGAAAGCACACAAAAUAUGAACAAUAAUGAAAUCGAGUUAGAUGAAUUUUUUGAAAUUGUUGAUAAAACGAAAAAUGUAAAUAAUAAUAAAGAUGUACCAGUAUAUAUAAAUUUAGAGAAGCAUACUAAAGAUGAUAAUAUAAAUAAAAAUAGUUUUAUGAACAAUAUACCCAUUGAAAAUGUUUUAGAAAAGGAAGCCAAUAUAAAUAUCGAUUUUGUAAGAGAAGAAGAAAAAGAUACAAUAAAAUCAUUUUCUAGGAAUUAUACUUAUAAUACCAAUGCUUUUUCGAAUGAAGAAAAUGAUAUAAAUUUAUUACACUUUUAUGAUGCAUAUGAAACAACAAAAGGAGAUAACAAACAAUAUAAAUCAUUUAUGUAUGCGUCAGGAAAAGAAGUUAUUAUAAAUAAAGAUAUAUUAAAAGAAAUGAAAGAAAAGUUAUUCGAAGACGAUAAGGAUACUAAUUAUUCAUCUGAUGAAAAUAAUAAAGGAGAUAAUAAAUACAAUAAAGAAUUAACUGAAAAAAUUGUAGAAAAGGAUAUCAACUUAUAUAUGGAUCGUAUAAAUGAGGAAAAAGAUAUAUUAAAACCAUUUCCUAGAAAUUUCACAUGUAAUACAAAUGUAUCUUCAAAUGAGGAAGCUAUAAUAAACUUAUCUGAGUUAUGUGAUAUUAAAGAAAAGGUAAAGAUAGCAAAUGAACAAAACAGAUCUUUUACCUAUGCAUCUGGCAAGGCUAUUCAUAUAAAUCAAGAUAAAUUGAAAGAGAUGCAUGAAAAAUUGUUUAAUGAUGAUGUUUAUUCAGAUAAUAAUAAUAAUAAUAAUAAUAUUUCAUAUGAAAAAUAUGUGAAGAAGAAGAACAAAGAAUUGAAUACACCUUUUAUAUACACACCAGGGAAAGAUGUUAAUGUAAAUAAGGACAUAAAAACAGACAUGGAAGAAAAAAUAUUUGAUGAUGAUACUAAUGAUUCAUAUGAAGAAAAUAUGAACAUUGAUAAUAAAGAAUUAAAUACUUCUUUCACAUAUGCGUCAGGAAAGGCGAUUAAUAUAAAUAAGGACAAACUAAAGGAAAUGAAACAGAAACUGUUUGACGAUGAUGAUUAUAAUAAUAAUUCAUGUGAAGAAUAUAAAAACGAAAAAAAUAAUAACUCAUUAUAUACAUCUUUUACAUAUGCAUCAGGAAAGGAGGUUAAUAUAAAUAAAGAUAAAUUAAAGGAGAUGAAACAGAAAUUAUUUGACGACAAUGAUGAUUAUAAUAAUUAUGCCAAUGAACAAAAUAAGAAUGAUCAUAAUAAACAAAUAAAUACAUCAUUCACGUAUGCAUCAGGAAAGGAGGCUAAUAUAAAUAAAGAUAAAUUAAAAGAGAUGAGACACAAAUUGUUUGACGAGGAUGAUGAUUAUAAUAAUUAUGCGAGUGAACAAAAGAUAAGGUCAUCAAAAAAAAAUAUAUUAUAUGCUUCACAUGAUUCCGAGAAAAGUAGAAAAGUAAUAGAAGAUAAAAUAUUAAUAGAAAACGAAAGGGAACAUAUUGAUGAUAAUAAAAAUGGUCAUGAAAAAAAUAUAGAACAAAAAUGUGUAGGAAGUUUAUCAUGUGAGGAUAGAAAUAAAGGUUCAGAAGAUGGGGAUAUGAAAAAAUCGAAAGAACAGGAAUUAUACGAAUUAGACAAAUAUGAUGAUUAUAUAAAUAAAAAAGAAGAAUUAAAUAAAGAUGAUAAAAAUUUUAGAUUGUUAGAUAAGUCUACUUUACAGAUGAAUAAAAAGAGAAAGAUAAAAUUUGAUAAUAUUUCAAAAUCUAAAAGAGACUUUAUAAAUCCAAGGCAAAGGAAACAAAUAAAGAUAUUGGAAGAAGAAAAGAAUAUGAAUAUUUAUAAUAAAAAUAAUAAUACAAAUAAUAACAAUAAAAGUAAGAAAUUAAACUUGAAUAUUAAUGUAAGAAAUUAUUUAAAGUUAAUAAAAGAGAAUCUUUUAAAUAUAUCAAUAAAAAAAAAUAUAAAAGAUUGUAAGUUGACAAAUACAUUCAUAUAUAUAAAUGAAAAUAAGACUCCUUUUCAUUUUCAUUGGUUCAAGGACGAUUACUUAUAUUUUUAUAAGAAUAAAGAAACUGAGGAAUAUUAUAUAUGCGAUAUAAAUAUACUUUAUGAAUUAUUCAUAUUGACAUUGAAAGAAAUGAAUUUAUUUGAUAUAUAUGAUUUUAAUUGGUUUUACAAAAAAUAUAAGUUGAUUAGUACAUCUAUGAAUCGUACAUAUAGAAAGAAUUUAAAGGAGAAUUAUAAAAGCAUAAAGAAGGAGAUUAUUAAUAAAAUUGUAAGGAAUAAUCAUUGUUAUAAAGAAGCUCAUAAAGGUAUACAUAAUAAUUUGCAUAAAAUUUUGGUACCAAAAGGAUAUAAGGAAAGAAUAUAUUUGAAUAAUGAAGAAGAGAGAAAAAAUGAUGAUAACACAUGUAAAGAGUCAAAUAAUUAUGGAAUAGAAAAUGAUGAAUUUAUAGAUAUAAAAAAUUUAGAUAAGAUAAAAUUGAAUGGAGAAAAUGAUUUUAUGGAUAAUCUAAAUAAAAUGGAAUAUAAAGAAUUAAAAAAAAAGAAUUAUAUGAAAAUGAUAAUUAAAAGUAUUGAUGAAACAGAAUCACCUUGUCCUUUGAAAUUUAUGUAUAAAUUAUUAAAAAGAUAUUUAGAAGAAAAGAAUAAGAAAAAAAGUAUUUUACAAUUACUAAAGGAUAGAUCAGUAUCUUCUAAAAUAUCUAUGAAUUUAAGAGUUGAAGAAAUUAUAAUAGAAGAAAAAAAAAAAAUAAUAAAAAAUAAUAACAAUAAAGAACAUAAUAAUAGUUUUAAUGAUGAUAUAUAUGAUGGUGAUAUCUAUAAUUAUGAUAACCAUAACAUUGUCUUAAUUUUAAGUGACAAUUUUGAUUAUAUACAUUGUUAUGUAAAAGAUUCUUAUUUAAAAAAUUUCAUAAUAUCUGAAAAAAUAAGAAAGGGGAAUAUACUAAAAAUUAACGCUUUAGAUAUAUAUAACAAUAAUAUGGAAGAAGGAAAAGAAAAUCAUGGUAUAAAUAAAAUAUAUUUUCUUUUAUCUAGUAAUGAUUUAAUUGAAAUAGAUAAAAAGGAUCAACUAAAAAUUGGGUUCACAAAAUAUAAAGCUAAAAAGAUACGAUGUAUCCAAGAUUUUGGUAGUACUUGUUUUUUUAUAGAUGCUAUAAUGAUAAGUAAAAGUGAUUUUUCAUAUGGAUUUUAUGAUCAAGUAAAAAAAAAAUAUUAUCUUUUAAAUAGAAAUAUUUAUGAAAAGCUCAUAUACAAUUUAAAGAAUGAAAUAACCAAAAUGUUUCAUGAGGAAAAUUUUAAAGAAAAUAGUGAAUAUAUUAGAAUGAAAAAUGAAUUAACAAUGUUUCUUGAGGCAACACCAUUUUGCACAAUACAAGCUAUUGAUUAUUCUUCCUUAGAGGGGAUAAAGGAUACGGAUUCUUAUGAGGACAAAAUAGGAUAUUUGAUCAAUUCGUUAUGUCAAAUAAAAAUGUUCAAGAUUGAUGAGGGAACCUAUGAAAGUCUAAGGAAAGGAAGCCGAAUACAAUUAUUCAAUGUUUUCGUUCAAAAAUCAAGUAAUAAUAAUAAAUUUAAUCAAUUUUUGGAUGACCAUGUUUUAGAUGAUUUUCUUUUUAAUACAUUCAAUGGAAAGAUAAAUGGGGAUGAUAUAAAAAGAGCUUUAAAUUAUGAUAUGUUUGAAUCUCGUUUUUUAAAAGAUAUUACAAAAAGAAAUAAUGAUGAUAUUAUAUAUGAUAAAAAAUAUAUAGAAUGUAUACAUACAUCUGUUUUAAAAAAGAAACAUUAUACACCUAUAGUAUUUCAAGCUCUUCAUUCAACAUAUAUAAAUAUAGAUGACAGAUAUAAAAGUAAGUUAUUUGAACAGCUAGAAGAUGUUUUGAAAUUACAAAAUUAUAUGCAAUUAAAAACAGAUGAUAGUAUAGUAACAAAAGAAACAAAAGAAACAAAAGAAACAAAAGAAAUGAAGAAAAAAGUAUAUCCAUCAUUUAUAUAUACUAAUAUAUAUAAAAUACCAGUAUUAUCAAGUGUACAUUUUCAUAUAUUCAAAAAUUAUAUCAAAGAAAAUAAUAGUGAAAGCAAAAUAUAUUUUGAUUUAAUACAAGGAAAUUUAUAUUAUAUAUCUGGUGUUGUUAUACAUUAUACGGAUAUUGAAAUUAAGGAUAUUAUUGAUUUCAAAUAUGCACAAGAGAAGAAAAAACUUUUAAACUAUAAAAUAUUUCUGUUGACUUCUAAUGGACAUUUGUGUUGCGUAAAUGUAUCCAUGACAUGUCCAGAUUUUUUAAUAUCCUCAUGUAAAAAGGAUUAUGAAAACAAGGAAAGGGAAAUAUUGAAAAAAAUGAUACAUGUGUAUUGUGUAGAGAAAAAAAAAAAUAAUGAGGUUGAAAUAAAUAAUUCAAAUAAAAAAAGAAACGAAACGAAUACUUAUAAGAGCAAUAAUAUUCAUAAGAAUCAUAAGGAUUUAUUUAAUUAUUUAUAUAAAACAGAGAAUACAAAUUAUGAAGAAGGUUCCUCCUCUAAAUAUGAUAUAAAUUUCAAAAAUUUUGAUAUGGUUUUAUUUUUUAAAGAUAUUGAGUUUAUAAAUUAUGAUGACAAAAAUGACAUUUUUAACUUUAGGUCAUACACUCAUCCGCAUUUUGACAGCUUAAAAAUGUAUUCAAAUGAAUUUAUUAAAAUGAAAGGGAACAUGGAAGAUUUAAUAAAACUAAAUUAUUUGACCUUUGAAAAAAAUAAAAUUGUAAUUAAACUAGAAGAUCGUUGUAAAAUAAAAGUGGAUAAAAAUAAUAUAUCGUCUAUGCAUUUUUUAUAUUUGUUAAUUUAUUCGAAAUGUAAAUCUAUUGAAUUAACUGGAGUAUGUGUAGAAAAUAAUUAUUUAUCCAUAUUUUUAAAAAACAUAUGGAAUAUAUUUGUUCCAUAA